GAAAAGCCGUCUUCACAGGAUAGUCGGGAAAACGAGAGCUUUUCCCAGUGACGUCACUGGCACCGGCCAAUGGCAUGCCGCGUACCUUAUUGAUCAGUCGUUGUGAAAAUGGCAGAGCACUGAAAACAACAUAUGGAAUAAGAAAAGUUCGUUCAAAUAUGAAAUUUUCAUUUAUAAUAGGCGCUGUCACGGUUUUUCUUUGGUGCGGAAUCGCUAUCGCCGACUCGAGAAUACUGAACGAUCUCAAAUACCUUGAGUACCUGAACGACCUGGAUAGAAGAAACGUGGAACUGGACGACAUCCAUAGACAAUGGCCAUUUCACAAUAUAGCUAGAGACUUGGAUGAGGAAGGCGACAAUGCCGACGUCAGUGAAAUUGAUAGGGAAAAGUUACUUGAAGCUGUCAACUUAGCUAGGGUAGAAUUGGCAAAUAAACACCAUCAGAACUAUCGAGACAGACUUUUCGAUAGGCUUGAAGAUGGAUUUAAGCAAUUGAAAGAAACCACGGAUCGUGCAGAUCAGCUUAGUCAAUACAGAAGGUACAAACCGUUUGAGCAAGAUGCUUUGGAAGAAGCUAGAAUGUAUCCGGAGAGAAAUGAUGAAGCUAAAUUUGAUGACGAGGAGAAUAAUUCUUACCAAAAUUCCGACAUUAUAAUCGACGAAAAUGAAGAGGAAGAACCAAUUAUAAGACCAGCUCUUCCGAGACCCUUUUUUCCAAGAAUAGCACCUGUAGAGAAACCAAUGCAUUAUGAAACCGCCUUCCAAGAUUCGUCAUCGGAAACCGAAGAAGAACCGCCAGAAGACCAAGUAAUCGAAGUAGACGAAAUGCCACACAUCAGGCCCACUUUCCCGAAAUCCUAUUUGUUCCCGCGCAUCGCCCCCGUAGACAUUCCGGUCAAUUACAAAAUCGACGAUUUCGACGAGCCCAAAAUUGAAGACAAUAAUCAUCACCAUGACAUGCACGAAGAAUACAAGUUCAAAGACGGCGAAGAAUUCCCGCAUUCGAACGUUUUCAAUGAAGUUGCUGUUGCUGAGGAUCCUAGCGAGUUUGCAGUCGGACCUACCGAUCCUAGGUUUUACAGAGAUGCCGAAGAAAACAAGGCAAAGCCACAAGAUGAUUCAAGUCAAUUAAUCGGUACGAAAACUUACUAUCUCCAGAAACCUAAGAUGAACUCUAGAAGUGAUUUGCAAAAGCAACAGCAACUAGGAUUGUUUAGAGAUGCACAGGAGACAAAUCCUCAUCUCGAGCACAAACCUGGUAAAGACGUAGAAGUGGUGCCUUUCAAGCCAUCAGACGCUGAAGCUGACACGGCCGGAGUAUACAUUAUAGCAAUCAUAGCUGGAAUCAGUGCAGCGGCUACCGUUGGAUUAAUUGCAGUGGGAAUCGGUUGGUACAAUUUACAAAAACACAUGAAAAAUGCCGAGGAUUCAGACUAUCCGUCCUACGGAAUCGUGGGGCCCAAUAAGGACUUCGAGAAAAAAGACAGGGACGAGGCCGGCGAUAGAAGAUUGGCUCAAUCGGCUCAAAUGUAUCACUAUCAACAUCAAAAGCAACAAAUAAUUGCUAUGGGAAGGAAUCCCCAAGGACAUGGUUCACAAUCUGACACAGAUGAAGAGGAAGAUGAGGAAGGCAACUACACAGUAUACGAAUGUCCUGGAUUAGCAUCCAUUGAAGGUCCUUUGGAAGUCAAAAACCCAAUGUUCGAUGACGAUUUAUUGACUCCAUCACUAACCCCUUCCAACCCGACCAAUAACGCUACUAACAAGUAAACCCUCUCUUUGUCCUCUAUUUCAAUUGCACAAAUUAAUUAAAAUGUGCCAAAAAAAGUAAGGAAUAUAAUAUAUUAUGAAGCAGCAAAAGUAAUUAUUUUUAUUUUAAUCCCCUUACCAGGUAUUUCUUACUUUUUUUGCCACUUGUACAGACCAAAAGAUCAUCACCUGUCAGCGUGAUCAAAUUAGCAAAUUUUAGAUCCUAAAAAUCCUAUCAAAAUAAUAUAAAUUGAUAUAAUUAUGUAUAUCAGAAGUGGCUCUAUCUAUACACGUCUUUAAACUUAUAAAUACACUUAUUGUAGAUUAUAGAAUGAAAAAAAAUCCAUAUAUGUAUAUGAAUGUUAACUAUGUUACUAUAUCUGUUUGUUUACUCUGCGAUAUAAAUUUUAUUUCACAAAUUUUAAUACGAAUUAAACAAUUUUAUAUAAGUAUUGGCAAAAAUGGACAAUGAGCAUUGGAUGGGGAGUUAUUGUUUUAAGGAUGUAUUACGAAAAAAUCUGCUUUAUUUUUGAUGAAAGUUGUCUAAUUUGCAUAGCUUUAUGUAAAAUCAGGCAAAAUUCCUUGUAUUUAUAGAGACUCUUUGGUAUAAACCGAAUUGUUUCCUAGAUGUUCCUUAAUAAUCGGUUAUUUAUUUGAAAAUAGAAAGCUCUAAUUAAAUUCCGCCACACUUUUUAAAUUAAAUUUUAAGGAAUCAGCAUACAAUUAAGGAAAAAAAUGGAGAUAUUGAAUCAUUUAAAAACAUAUCGAUAUAAAUGAAGCUCCUUUUUAAACUAAGCCAAACCGAAACAAUCGAGUGAUAACAUGGGUAAAACGUUGUUCUCUACUUACAUAAUGUAAUAUUUAUUUUAUACAUUUUAAUAAUUUCACAUUUGAAUAAAAAAAUGUAAUCAUUAUUUUAUCAUUCAAUAUAUGAAAAUACUUUACACUAUAAAA
This is a messenger RNA of Ceutorhynchus assimilis (cabbage seed weevil), 2702 nucleotides long. The record is from the annotation of a GenBank genome assembly. Lineage: Eukaryota; Metazoa; Arthropoda; Insecta; Coleoptera; Curculionidae.